This is a messenger RNA of Fusarium fujikuroi IMI 58289, 1188 nucleotides long. Its product is annotated as probable protein kinase Eg22. The record is from RefSeq and is a predicted model, not a curated record. Gene Ontology annotation, biological process: regulation of cytokinesis; mitotic spindle organization; protein phosphorylation. Gene Ontology annotation, molecular function: ATP binding; protein kinase activity. Gene Ontology annotation, cellular component: spindle midzone; chromosome passenger complex; spindle pole centrosome. Lineage: Eukaryota; Fungi; Ascomycota; Sordariomycetes; Hypocreales; Nectriaceae. Bases 1 to 1188 code for a protein of 395 amino acids. The transcript has 3 exons.
AUGGCUACCCGUGCAAUUGAGGCGCGCUUCGAGCGCAUGUCCGUCAACGAUGAGAAUGAUCCCCUUGGCGACGGCUCUAAGCUCUACAGCAAGACAAAGACUAUGGUCUCAUCUACCACAUCACAAAGUAUACAUGGAGCAUCUCGACCCAACCUCUUCAAAGUCGCUCUCCAGUCGCAAAGCAGCAAUACCAACGCCGCUGUGAUGUUGCCAUCCCAGGCUGCUCAACGAAAAGUCAAUAACGCGCCUCCAUCUCCUACAAGAAAAGCACUUCCAUCUUCCUCCAGGACGUCGGAUGAAGCCCAAGAUGAACGAAAAUCAGUUACACUGCCAGAGCAAAUCAGCGUCCCUAAGCAGUUUCACCUCGGCAUGUUCGAGAUCGGUCGGCCCCUGGGCAAGGGCAAGUUUGGACGAGUGUAUCUUGCUCGAGAGAGAACAACAGGCUUCAUCUGCGCCCUCAAGGUCCUCCAUAAGAAUGAAUUGCAAGCAGGCCGUGUUGAGAAGCAGGUUCGCCGAGAGAUUGAGAUUCAAAGCAACCUGAGACACCCCAACAUUCUUCAGCUCUACGGCCACUUCCACGAUAGUAAGCGAGUAUUCUUGAUUCUCGAAUUCGCUGGCAAGGGUGAACUGUACAAACACCUCCGAAAAGAGAGCCGGUUCCCCGAGUGGAAGGCAGCCCAGUACAUUGCCCAGAUGGCAUCGGCAUUGCGCUACCUGCAUCGGAAGCAUGUCAUCCAUCGAGAUAUCAAGCCUGAGAACAUAUUGGUUGGCAUCCAUGGUGAGAUCAAAAUCUCGGAUUUCGGAUGGAGUGUGCACGCUCCCAACAACCGAAGGAAGACCAUGUGUGGUACUCUUGACUACCUCCCUCCAGAGAUGAUCAAGCCCGGUACCUCUGACAACUUUUACAACGAGAAGGUUGACCUGUGGAGUUUGGGCGUCCUGACGUAUGAGUUCCUCGUGGGUGAAGCGCCCUUCGAGGAUACGCCAGUGAUGACUCAACGAAGGAUUGCUCGUGCUGACAUGUCGAUUCCUUCAUGGGUCAGUUCUGAGGCUACUGACCUCAUCAAGAAGCUCCUGGUGUUGGACCCUGAGAAGCGAAUUCCUCUUGAGCAGAUUCAACAGCAUCCCUGGAUCAUCAAGCACUGCGUCAAGGGUGAGCGUGCUUCUAACCGCGAGAAGGGGCAAUAA